AUGUUUUUGAGACCAAGGUGCUUCUUUCGUACGGCGAGGGUCACUCCAGUUCGGUUUGUCGCUUCCAAAGCUAUCGAGAAAGAUGUGAUUGCCAGGUAUAAAGAGAAACUGGAUCGAAAGGCUAGGGAACUCGGUGCUGCGGACGCAGAACAGCUGAAAGAGAAAUUGAAGGACGAGAUCGAGAAGAAAAAGCUUGAGAUGAAUAAAAUAGACCCACUUAAGGAACUAGAGACGUUUGAGAAAGCACAGCAAAACACAGUGCGAAAAAAAGCUAAGGAAAGGUCCCCCAUAGACCCAUCAACUCCAAAAGACCCAUAUAAAACUUUGAAUUCAUACCUGGAUCUGCAGAAGAUCAAGGGUCUCGAGGCCAACGAAAUUGAGUUUCUUUGGAGAUUGAGAUUCCAAAAAGGUGAAAAUACCUUGAGUGCUGUUGUUCCAACCAGCACCUUCGAGAGACUGUUUAACAAUGCCAUCAAAAAUCCAACAUUUGUCCUUCCGUUGCCCCGCGAAGAUGCCCAGGUUGAAGGCGAAGGUAAGGGGGAUCCGGUUGAAAUUCACUUCGUACAAUGGAACUUUGUUGGACCUAAUACCACGCAUGUCUUAAUCACGUCUCUAGCUGAGUACAAAUUACAUAAGGAGUACGCUAGACCUCACACAACGGUGAUGUUUCACCAAGAACUGAAAGAGGACAAGGGAAUUGUUAUGAUGAACGGACAAGUCGAGAAAGACGCUUCGGUCACUUUGCAAGAAGCUCAAUUACUUUUGCUAAAUGUGCAAAGAUUCUAUGGUGGGCUCGCCGAGACAACCUCCGAAAGCAACCAGAAGAGAUUGGAAUUGCUGAGAAGAUUCAACUCCGGGGAUCCCGCAUUCAGCAUGGAAGAACUGAUAGAGCUAGCCCAAAGGAUGGAAAAUUAA
Ogataea parapolymorpha DL-1 is the source of this 915-nucleotide messenger RNA. Its product is annotated as Protein ATP11, mitochondrial. NCBI's taxonomy places the organism in Eukaryota, Fungi, Ascomycota, Pichiomycetes, Pichiales, Pichiaceae. Bases 1 to 915 code for a protein of 304 amino acids. The transcript has a single exon. The record is from RefSeq and is a predicted model, not a curated record. Gene Ontology annotation, cellular component: mitochondrion. Gene Ontology annotation, biological process: mitochondrial proton-transporting ATP synthase complex assembly.